UCCAUCAUUUUCUCCAUCAUCCAUCUAUUCCUCCUCUAUCUCACACACAGACAACACACACUCCACAUGCACAUAUGUCUGUUUGAUUAGCGCCUCAGUUAUCAGACUGCACCGAUCUGGGUCGGGGGAGAGGAGAGAGGAGAGAAAAGGAGAGGAAACGAGAGAAGAGAGAGAGGAUAAGAGAGAAAGAGGAGAGGAGAAGGGUGGGAGGGCCUUCCUUUUUUUCUUUCAUUCACUCUGUCCUCUAGCAGGACAGGGGAGUUCUGUGACUCUGAACAAGACAUCAGAUCCCUUACUUCUACACUUCUGCAUCUCUACUGCUUUCUUUCUACAGAGGAGAAGUCCUAAACACUGACCGAGACAAGUGUAAGUGAGUGGCCAUUUCUGCUGAAUAAAGAUGACUCUCUAUUGGUGCUUCUGCCUGGCCGUGGCCCUCUUUUCUGGCUCCGGUGCCAUCUUUGCCCUUGCACCUGAAAAUGAAGUGCCAUUACACCCCACAACAUGGCUUGGUGAGAACAAGGUCACACCAGUACAUCUGCCUAAAGGACGCGCUCGCAGACUUUAUUUCACAUUAAAGAAGAGAGCAGAUUUGAUGUCUGUUACAGUGAGCCCCUGCGCAGUGCCCAUCGAAUGGAGCUUGGCUGUUCGGACCCUAAAGGAUAAACCACCUAAGAAACCACACUGGAGCUCAAAAAAGAGCAUGCCUGAGGUUUGGUGGAGAGGAUCUGGAAGAGAAGUCAGGAUUUACACUUACACCGGCAAUGCUGUAGACACCUACACCGGUCCCAUCUACGCACCAACAUCCAUCUACAUCCUGCGGCUGAAAUCAAAUGAGCAGGACACCGAGGUGUCUGCGUACCUCCAUGAAGGCCCUGGUCCCUCAGGUGCUUUCCCAGAGCUGCCAUCUGACCCUAGAGUACACAUGCUGGGGGUGGGCAUGACCAGUGUCACUUUGAGCUGGUCUCCGAGUUCAUCUGUUGUUGUUAAAGAUGGUCACCAUGGUAGUCGGCCAUAUCAUGAAUACUGCGUCUUAGUUAACCACAAACAUAACUACCGAAGUCUUUGCGCUGCUCGUGAGGGGAUCAGAAAGGAGAGACAGAAUUUACAGAAAAGAGAGAGGAGAGAAAAACAAGGCAAAGAGAUUGUGUGGGCAACACUAAAAGACUGGUGGUGGCAGCAGCCAGAUGCCCUUGUGGAUCAUGAAUCUUUGUGGGACAACCCUGAGGAUCCUGGAUGUGUGUGCAGGGAUGUAGAAAGUGUGUGCACGGUAUCAGACCUGCUUCCAGAGACACAAUACUACUUUGAUGUGUUUGUGGUGGACAGGGUUAACGGCACAAGUGCGGCAUACACUGGCACCUUUGCCCGCACACACGAGGAGGCUCGGCAAGCCGUCACAUCCUUACGAGAGGGUCAAGUCAAAUGGGUCACCCUGAGCGGGGAUGCAAGCAGUCAACAGGGGGAGCAGUUGUUCCAGUUUAAGCCUCGUGGGUGGCAACAGAAUGGCCUUCUCACCCUGCACACCUGCAAUGACACUAGUAAAGUCAAGGUCACCAUUUCCAUUAAAGGACGGGUUCUGUCUUCUGAGGAGGUGGGACACCAGCUGGCCCAGAUAUGGUUGCAUGGUGGCCCAUCAUACCUCAUCCAGCUUCAGGCAUUGGUUCCAGGCUCUUCCUCAUCUUCAAUCUCUAAAGGGGAUUCAGACAAGUCCAAAUUCUGUCUCAAAAUGCAGGCAUCAUCAGCUUACCACCGCCGAGCAGCACCAGUGUUUCCUGCCACUCUGCAAAUUAAGUCUUUUAACAAGCUGCGUACCUGCAACUCCAUUACGAUUGCCUGGAUGGGGACAGAAGAGCGAAGUCUCUAUUGUGUUUAUCGGAGGCAGAUCCCACCUGAUGCAAAAGACAUCAGACACAGCUCUACGGACCGCUGCCUCGACCCAGAGGCCCGACCAGCCAAUGAGAGAGUCCUCUGUAAGUAUUUCCAAGAGCUUAACCCACGUCGGGCAGUCACAACAGCUGUGAUUGGUGGAUUAGAUCCAGGGGUGGUAUAUGUGUUUGACGUCUAUCUUAUGAGACGCUGGGGACUUCCAAUUAAGUACCACAGCAAGAUGGUGAGAACCAGGAAUGAAUGUUAAGUGAACACGGGGGACAUCUCAAAAACAUCUUACUCAUGAGGAGGACUCAAUUAAGAGACAUUAAGCCACAGGGAAGCCAUGAUAAGGCCAGAGAAGAAACUGUUGGGGCCAAAAUCUGGUGCAGUGGAGGUCAGAUGUGACCACUGACAUAUAAACACACUAAAGGAAGACUACAUUCUCAUUCAGAUCACUGAGACAUAUGCCAACACUCAUAAACACAGAUACCAAGAGAGGUGAGAUCCAGCUCACAUCAGCAAAGACUUUACUGUACAAUGUUGCUGUACUAAUGUUUGUGUUGUUGUUGAUGUCUGUGAUUCUGUCUCUGUUGUUAAUUAUACAGUACUGAGUGUCAGAGAAUCUCCCUCAUCUCUUACACAAAAGAAGACUGUGCCAAAAUAUGCAAGAAAAACAGCCAGGGGGUUUGAGGACCAGCACUAAGCAGAGCUGUGUAUCAGAUCUCUCAAUCUGCCACCAGUAUCAGAGAAAGUCACAGAGAGUGAGGGAGGGGUGGGUAAAAGAGAGAUGGAGAGAGAGAGAGAAAGAGAGGGGUAGCGAAAGAGUAGUGUGAAGUCAGUGUGUGUUGAUUAUGCUCUGCUAAAGCAUGCAGCAGGGAAAAACAAUUUACCAUUUUGCUUCAUUGUCUUUGAUGUGAUUGUUGCGAUGCACUUUAGCGUGCUAAUAAAAACCCAGUUACCAACCAGACGGUAAAAUGAUCUGAAGUCAAGCUUUGACUUUGAUCAAGGGUGAUGGCUGAAAAAUUCCUUAAAAAAAAAAAAAAAAAAAAAAAUUCAUAGCCCUUAUUCAGAGUAGCGCCAUAUUUAAUUUUUACAGAAAUGGCAAUGAGGGUGUGAUGAAUACACAUACUGUCCGUUCAAUGGGUUGUACUGUCGGUUAAAUUGCUUUUGAUCGUUCCGCUGAUGAAAUAUUGAAAAUAAAUAUAUAUAUUUCCAAACUAUUUUAAGAAGACAAAAAAACUCCAGAAACACAAGCUUUGAAAGUUAGAUGUAAUCUAGGACAUUUAGGCCUACAGUUAAUGUCACUGAAGAGACUGCAAGCCUAUCCCUUACAGCCUCGUUUUCAUUCCUUUCAAAAAUUAAAUAAGGCGCUACACUGAAUAAUGGUGCAUUCAAAUCAUGCCGGAAUGAUCGUAUUUACAAGUUAAGUGCACAUGAACGCCACAACAAAGUCAUAAUUACAAGUGGGAAACGGUGGACUUUCUUUGAGCCCUGACUUUCUGAGUUUUGGGCGUGAUGAUUUUAUCAUGCAUUCAAGUCCUCUUGGGAAUUUCGUACUUACGAUGUCUGAAAUCGUAAAUACGAUGUGAUGUGCGUUCAAGUGAUUAUAGUCGGAAAGAACGAACCCAUUUUGCGAUUUCAUAUUUCUUUCUUUUUCACGUACUAGUGAAGGCACCAAUGCAACAAAGUUCAAUAGCAAAGUUACGCAUUAGGUGUAUAAUGAAUGCGUUAUCUACCUAUUUUAUCAUUCUUGCAUGGCCACAUAUAAUGAUGGGAAAUGUAUUUGUUGCAAAUGCUUGCCGUGCAUUAACCAGCUAAAUCUAGUCUUAUUUUCUGGCAAGUUGUCGUUAUUCUCCAAUUAACAGUACAAUAAAAUGCAUACAAACUAAACUGCACAGUCAAAAUCCUCAAGUAAAACUGAAUUAUUACCAAUAACCAUUUGCUUCCGCCAUGUUUCUAAUAUCGACACGCCCACAAAUCGGGCUCAAAGAAAAUCCGGAGUUUUUACUCAUAAUUACGAUUUUGUGGUGGCCUUCAUGCGCGUUAAACUCGUAAAUACGAUCAUUCCGAAAUGAUUUGAAGGCACCAUAUAAGAAUCAUGUAAGCAAACUGCAAUUGGAAAUAAUUAGUUCCAUUUGAGGAUUUUGACUGUGCAAUUCAGUUUGGAUGCAUUUUUGCACUGUUAAUGAAGAAUAACGAUUAAAAACCUGCCAGAAAAUAAGACUCAUUUAGCUGGUUUAUUGUUAAAAUGGAUAGAUAAAGCAUUCAUUUCACAACUAGUGUGUGGCUUUGCUUGUCAUUUUGUGUGGUCCUUAAAAAGCUUCCUGCCUUCGCUAGUAAGUGAAAAAGAAAUAUGAUAUUGCAAAAUGGGUCCGUUCCGACUAAAAUCACUUGAACGCACACCACAUCGUAAAAACUUCCCUGGAGGACUUGAACUUACCAAAAAAAUCUAUUACUAUUCAUUUAAAAUGAACUGAAUUGAUGUUAGGUUAUGUGAAAGUAGCACACUGAAUUAACACAUUUUUAUCAAAACCACUUUCAAUGUG
Myxocyprinus asiaticus (Chinese sucker) is the source of this 4412-nucleotide messenger RNA. RefSeq names its product protein NDNF-like. Gene Ontology annotation, biological process: extracellular matrix organization. The transcript is spliced from 4 exons. The record is from RefSeq and is a predicted model, not a curated record. Gene Ontology annotation, molecular function: protein binding. Bases 398 to 2131 code for a protein of 577 amino acids. NCBI's taxonomy places the organism in Eukaryota, Metazoa, Chordata, Actinopteri, Cypriniformes, Catostomidae.